AAAGAAUCUCGCGACGACCACCACAAUCAAGCCUCAAACUCCAACACGAGACUGACCCAGAUACCGAGGGCUCAGUCAAAAUUCAAACCGAGUUCCCGACCCUCAAUUAUAUGCAACCAGAGCCCACCGAAGCAUCAACAGACAUCCAUCCCCAAAUCAACGCCUCGGAACUCUCCAACACCUCCCAUCAUGGCUUUCUCCCUGCCCAUCUGCAUCCCGCAGACAUACGCGACCCUCUCGAAGAGGAACGCGUCGAGUCACCAGAUCCAGGCCACCCAGCAGGCGUUGCGGAGUCGGUAUCUCGCGAGGACACGAGUCUGCCAGCGGAAUUUCGACGAUUGAGACUGGACCAAGGCGUCGAGAACAAACCAAAGGCAUCAUUUCAACGAAUUUCUGAGUACGAGAAUGCUUUGUCUCCAUCUUCACCGAGGAAGCAGAGUGAAGGCCCUGGUUUCAAAGUAAUCAAACACAAGGGAAAGAACGCGUUCGAUGGCACUGAAUUUGAAAAAUUUCCUAACGAGGUCUUGACCCACAUCCUGUCACACUUGCCCGCUGCUUCGCUCUCCGCAGUCUCCCUUGUUUCCAGAAGAUUUUACAGUUUAGUCACGACGCCUCACGCCUGGCGUACCGCAUUCUCACGAUUCUUCCCUGGUCAGGAUGCCAUUGACGCACUGAUACUUCCGAAUCGUCGCGGAUCUGAUCAAGAAGAUCGUGAGCAACUUCGAUCCGAACGACGGCUCUUCACGAGAUUGAUCGGAUUGGCAUCCUGGCGCAGCGAAUACAUCCUCCGGACUAGACUCUUGCGAAGCUUGGCUCGAGGAAAGCCUGCCCAGAUUGCUCCAGGCCAUGGGGCUUCUUCUCGUUCAAACAGUGCUGCCAAUAAUUCCAAUGCAGUUGUCACUUACAGUUCACAGCUAUUCGCCACUGUCAAUCACAUCCAUGCUGUCUUCAGCAAUGGCAAGAAAUCUCCACGAUUCAUUCACGGUACCGAUGAGACUGGGACGGCUUGUACCAGCGAUCCGAAUAUUGGCAGAAUCGAUAGCUGGGGGCUCUCGGACCCACAGGCACUCCCUCAAUUUGCGGACCUCUUCGUUAGCGAUCAGCAAUAUGGAGCUGGUGAUGGACCAGCCGGCCUGCCGAACUCAAUGGAUCUCAGCCAGCCUUUUGGCAUGAUUUACGGUGAAGGGUUUCCUGGAGGGCAAUCUUACUUUAGAUCUUCAGAUGAGAUGCGUGGGCGCUUUUUGAGCCAGCCUCCCGUGGAUCUGGUGGCUUAUGACGCCGGUAUCCCCAAAAUCCCAGCACUCACCGAGGCUGUCUCUGCAGUGUGGAUUGCGAAAUCGGGUCCAGUUCUUCACGCGACCGAUGGUCUCAUUGGUAUGCUGACUGGCUCCACAUUGGGUAUUAUAACCGCCCAUUCUUUAGGCGCCGAUACUCUCAAUGGCCGUCGAAUUGGACGUGGUCAAUUGACCGCGAAAUGGGUCCUCAGCCCCGGGGUUCCCAUUGUCGCUAUCAAAGUUGACGAUUCCUAUGAUUCGAAGCGAAAAGUGGCCGGCAGGAUUUGGGCAGUCGCACUGAACGCACUCGGCGAAGUGUAUUAUCUUACGGAGACCCCUUCGUCCGGCUUAAUUGAUGGCAGACAUGUAGACAAUGAGACUGGCCGACAUGCUUGGAGUGCUGGUCGUACCGCGUAUUGGAACCUGGUUGAGUCAUCUCGUCGUGUUGCGAAGGAUGAUCCCUAUCAAGAAGCCGAAAUCCAUGGAAGCUACUCCCCGAGAUCCUCUUCAAAGAAGACCAAUCUAUCCCGAACCCAGAUUAUAGCUGAGACGAUGGAGAUUGAGAAGUUCCUUGGAUAUCGACCAGCUCAUUUUCAAAAGUUUUGUGAAGGUUGGGACAUGCGGAGAAGGCUAGAAGUUGACUUUGCAGGUGAUGAUGGCAAUGGAGUCGGGGAAGGUAUUUUCGUCAUCAAGUGCGGAAUCGAAGAGGAGCAGGCAGAGAUAAGAAGAUUCACGCGUUGGAAGUCUGAGCAAGCUUCUCUGGAGGAGUAUCCUCUCCCGAAGACACCUCCAUUGGCACCACGCGCAACUACAAUGGCCUCUCUCUUCGGAGGAGGCACUGUGAUCAGUCCUCCCCGGAACGCCUCGCCAGAAAGAACCCAGAGAAGUUCUCUGUUCGGCGGAAGCACGGUAACAAGCCCAGCAAGAAAGUCAUCCCAUGAUCGAUCGCCGAGUACACCCAGCAGUCCGGCCUUCAAGACGGUAUCCACAACUCUUGUCGAAGAAUGGCGAUCUUCAAUCUUGUCUUUGAAGGAUCAUCCGAGCGAGGAGAUAACGACAAGUGCAAUCGACAUGUCCAUUUAUGCUACGUUGACGAUUGCAGAAGACCCUCUGAGCACAGUAAAUGGCGAGUCGAACUUCUCGUCGCCCUUUACUACUCCUUCUGAUCAAGAUACUGUGUCCGGCUCUCACAUUCCAGGCCACAGAGCUCGCUUCCUUGCUGUCGGGACUAAGACAGGGGUCGUCAUCAUGUGGAACAUGAGAGGCCCUCAGUCUCCGAAUGCUGCUUUGGUGAACGAGUUGCACCCGCUGCGCACUAUUUACACGGAUUCUCCACAGAUAUCUUGUCUUGCGGUAUCUGCCCUGUAUAUUGUACAUGGUGGUAAUGAUGGACUUGUCCAAACCUGGGACCCUCUGGCGUCGAAUCUUCAACCCAUCAGAACAUUGAACUCGCGGUUCUCAUCCCGAGCUCGACGUAGGCUGGUACAAGCUGAGGCCUCGAUCCAGGGGGUAGGUAUCAACCUCUACGCUGCUGGAGCAAUCAUGAUCGAUCCGGAUCCAACAGUACUUCGUGGCAUGGUCUCGCUUGGAACACAUCUACGCUUUUGGUCAUACAGCUCGUCUUCUGCUGAUCAAUAUCAGAGCAAGAAGCGCCGUCUACGUCGAUCAGGAGAGCGUGGAAGCAACGGCGGUCCUGAUCGAUUUACUAAUACUGGUCGAGGAGCUUUGAUGGAUUAUAUCGCGACCGAACAGGAAGAACUCAAGAAGGAGAAAUUGCGCAGAUCAAGAGAAGAAGCUAGAUUGCGAGGUCGAUUUGGCGUUGGCUUGGGCGGACUCAGUGAGGAAGAAGCACUUCGAUAUGCUGAAAUGGUCUCCGCAGAAGCUUUCCAAAAGGACGAGGAGCGACGCAUGAGUGAUACAGGUUAUCUAGCAGAUGCCAACGAGAGCUCUGCUACGCAGAGUGUUUGGACCAGCAGCGCCACUGUAACUCCAGAAGGAAGCGUCAAAGGCACGAUAGGCUCCCCGCCAAAAUACAAGAUGGACGAUGAGUUCGAACAUGAUUUGGAGGAGGCUAUCCGUCUUUCGCUUCUCGAUGGCGUCGACGAAGGCGGAAGGUCCCCGAGAGCUUCUGGGUCUGGCGAGUAUGAGAUCCCAAUCACGUACAAGCAGAAGAAGAGUCGUCGUUCAGCGUCAUCCUCGCCAUCGACUAGUCAGGCUUCGAAAAAUCGAGUAAAGACCAAGGGAUCUGGGAGCAAGAAGACCGAACCUAUUGCGGCGGAUGAUCUGGAUUUUGCGUUGCAGUUGAGCUUGGCUGAGGCCAAGAGUCAUGCCGAGAACGAGAGCCCCGUUGAGGAGCAGCAGGUUGACGAGUUUCCGAUCUUGGAGGUCCCUGAGGUUGCUGGCAAGGGCAAGGGGCGAGCGAGUUGAUUUUUUGGUGUGGUUCGAGUAUUUAAUUGCGCUUUUAAGACGCUGGGCUUGCAUUUCUUCUUUUCUUGGCCCUUUCAGGUUUGUGCGGGCCUGCUGCGUUUAGUCAAAUUCUACAGCUUCAUUUUUCGACUCUGCGAACUGUAUUUGAAUCGAAGUGUGAUUUGAUUGAUUCUCACAGUUCGACUCUGAGCUGUGCCGCGUCCUAACUGCACCGUGGAAAGCCUCCCACGUCACAGGAGCGGUGUAUUAGGAAUCCAAUUCGACUCAC
Molecule: messenger RNA, 3969 nt
Organism: Hyaloscypha bicolor E
Lineage: Eukaryota; Fungi; Ascomycota; Leotiomycetes; Helotiales; Hyaloscyphaceae
Product: putative F-box/WD repeat-containing protein pof10
Exons: 2
Coding region: 111-3701 (1196 amino acids)
Biological process (GO): proteasome-mediated ubiquitin-dependent protein catabolic process
Cellular component (GO): nucleus; proteasome regulatory particle, base subcomplex; cytosol
Molecular function (GO): polyubiquitin modification-dependent protein binding
Source: RefSeq, a predicted model, not a curated record